Rhipicephalus microplus (southern cattle tick) is the source of this 1522-nucleotide messenger RNA. RefSeq names its product nose resistant to fluoxetine protein 6. The record is from RefSeq and is a predicted model, not a curated record. Gene Ontology annotation, molecular function: acyltransferase activity, transferring groups other than amino-acyl groups. Lineage: Eukaryota; Metazoa; Arthropoda; Arachnida; Ixodida; Ixodidae.
UACUGAAGAUGGCGAAAAUAUUUUCGGCAGUAUCAAACACGAAGUCGCUUCUGAAGACCGAAAACACCGGGCUCAACCAAUCCCUUCUAUUUCUGAGUGGCCUGAAAGUAUUUUGUGCCUACUGGGUUUUGCUCGAUCAUGAGUACAUCGCCCUUCAGGCAGAAUUUUUGCACAGCCCGUUUGAGUUGAUGCGACUGUCAUCGAAGCCUUGGUUCCAGUUUAUUACCAAUGGUGUAUUAAGUGUGUCGACAUUUUUCUUCAUGAGUGGUUUCGCCCUGUCUAUCUCCAUGGCUGGCUCAAAUUCAACCAUCCGUUCAUUCUGGGUGGCGGUUGCACGUAGAUACAUAAGACUUACGUUUCCAGUGAUGGUGGUUGUGCUCAUGGCGUUCCUUCUGCCCCUAAUUGCCGAUGGCCCGGCGGAUUCAGAACUACUGCUGCAGCAGCUGAGCGGCUGCUACACUAACUGGUGGGCAUUGUUGGUCCACUUUAAUGAUUUCUUGCCUCAGAAAAAGAUGUGCUUAACCCACUUAUGGUAUGUUGCUGCUGAUAUGCAAAUAUUUCUAGUGGUCGCCCUCCCAAUGGUGGUGCUUCUAAAUCGGAACACAAAAGCAAGCCUUGUUUUAGUUUUCGUGACGUGUGUAACAUUUGGAAGCAUGGCUGCCGCGCAAACAUACUUUUGGCAUCUGUUCCAUGGAAUUACCUUCGGAAACAGCGAUGUGAGGCGGUUUUCGAACACGCUGGAAUACGUACACUUCAAGCCGUUUGUCCACAUCCCGACCUACGUCUGUGGGACUGUUUCUGGUUUUCUCUGCAACAAAGUGAAAGGAACACUCCUGCGACAGAGAACACAAGCUCUUUGUUGGUUGCUGUCCGCCUGUCUUCUUUCUUCGGUCAUGUUUGUGACAAUUCCGUGGAAUGAUGGUCGUUUCCCCGCUGAAUCUGUUACUGCCCUGUACGGAGGUUUCCACAGACUUGUGUGGGCUCUGGGCCUGUCUUGGCCAUUUAUUGCCUGCGCAACUGGAAGAGGAAGUUUUUUCUACAAAUUCUUGGCAUGGAAGGCGUUCCUGCCGCUGUCACGGCUCACUUAUGGAAUUUAUCUCACACACCUUCUCUUUCAUCUGCUACGCAUGGCCAAUACGAAAACACCGAUAAAUGUGGACGAGUUCUUACAACUGAGAAAUUCCAUAGGAACAUUUGGCCUCAGCGUUGCGUUGGCGUACCUGCUGUAUAUCAUUUGCGAUGGCCCAACGCAGCAGAUUGAAAGACUUCUCUUCAAGAAGACAGCGACGUCACGUCCAGGAAAUGAAGCUGCAGCAAAACCCUGUGCUGAGGUGGUCAGCAAUGGCUCCGCCUAAAAUCGGAGAUAGUGUACUGUUUCUUCUCUCAUUUCCCAUGACCAUAGUGUUCAUUGUUCCUCCUGCUUAAUUAAAUAAAUAACGAAGUGGCAGCAACGAAAUUUUAUAUUGGUAUUGCUAACGUCCUGAGUGUUCCUACAGUCGGUAAUGAACUUUUAUGUGUCAUA